AUGACUGUCAAUGAUACCGGUGACCCCAUCAACGUGCGUAAACAAAUAUAUAACCACGACAUACAAAUCAUUAUCGAUACACGAGGAUGCACGUUUGGGCUACUUCUCAUAGCCGUGUCCACCGCGCGAGAUAGUAUACGCACGCCUUUCAAUCAGUCCCCCGCAAGUCCUGUAACAAAGGCUAUCACAAGAAUAGCAGAACAUUCGCAGCGUAUCAACCAACAUCGUAACUUUAUCAUGUUCAGCAGCCUUUCUAGCACAUUCGCAGCAGCAGCAGCAAACGCUGGCGGGGCCAAGGGAGAUGCCAAAAAGUCCAUGUCCCCAUCACUUCGUGCAGAUAUCUAUAGUGCCGUUGAUCAGGCAAAGCCCUGGCUCAUUGGGGGUACUGUGGGUAGACAAGCCGGUGAUGGCGUCGCCUAUCAGCCUAUAAUCGCCAGAAUCCACGAGCACUUCCCUGAUAUGAAAGUGGGAUUAGAUGCAGCACGAAACAUAGAGCAUGAAGUGGCAGUUAUUGUCGCUGGCAUCACGAACAUGAUCCUCGAGAUGAGCAAGUGGGACGGAAUGGCCGGAGCUAUGGCCAUGCGCACGUGGGUUGAUGCUCUCAGUGAUGCACACGGCAAGAUAAGCAGCGCGUCUACCGAAGCAAAAGGCGGUCCUCGGAAGGACCAAGUUGGACGAGGAAUCACCAGGGGUAUCAAUCAGUUGACCGACGUCACCCUGAUGACAAGAGAGUUUGCGGCGAGAAUACAAAUAAUCUCGCUGUUAAAGAGCGUAAACACAAAGAUCCAUGGCGCAGGGAGUGAUGAAGCGAGACAGGGAGAAGCGCUGUGGAGCUCAAAGUUCAUUUGA
Messenger RNA from Suillus fuscotomentosus, 849 nucleotides. RefSeq lists its product as uncharacterized. The transcript has 4 exons. NCBI's taxonomy places the organism in Eukaryota, Fungi, Basidiomycota, Agaricomycetes, Boletales, Suillaceae. The record is from RefSeq and is a predicted model, not a curated record. Bases 1 to 849 code for a protein of 282 amino acids.